Molecule: messenger RNA, 3113 nt
Organism: Pomacea canaliculata
Lineage: Eukaryota; Metazoa; Mollusca; Gastropoda; Architaenioglossa; Ampullariidae
Product: AP-3 complex subunit mu-1-like
Biological process (GO): intracellular protein transport; endocytosis
Cellular component (GO): clathrin adaptor complex; cytoplasmic vesicle
Source: RefSeq, a predicted model, not a curated record
CGACAAAGUAGCUGCAGAGUGGCCUCCCUUACAUCCCUCGUGACACGCACUUCCGGUCAAUUAUAGCAGACGUUCCGGUGGCCGCCUGCUUUCAAGAUGAUCCAUAGUCUGUUUAUCAUCAACAACACCGGAGAUGUUUUUAUGGAAAAACACUGGAGAAGUGUCAUCAAUAAAUCCAUAUGCGAUUAUUUUUUUGAGGCACAAAGUAAGGCAUCUAAUCCAGAAGAUAUUUCCCCAAUCAUCUCAACACCCCAUCACUACCUCAUCAACACUUUCCGUAACAACUUGCAUUUUGUAGCUGUGGUGACAACUGAAGUUCCUCCUCUCUUUGUUCUGGAGUUCUUGCACCGUGCCUGUGACACAUUUGAAGAUUACUUUGGUGACUGCACUGAAUCCAUAUUAAAGGAACACUAUGUAAUUGUCUUUGAGCUGCUGGAUGAGAUGCUGGACAAUGGUUUUCCACUGGCUAUGGAGAUGAAUGUUCUGAAGGAACUGAUAAAACCUCCCAACUUCCUGAGGACCAUCACUGACACCGUGACUGGCAAGUCAACGAGCGUGGGAGCCACCCUGCCAACGGGCCAGCUUUCAAACAUUCCAUGGCGCCGCACAGGUGUCAAGUACACCAAUAAUGAGGCAUACUUUGAUGUCAUUGAGGAAAUUGAUGCAAUUAUUGAUAAAAAUGGCACCACAGUCAUUGCAGAGAUCCAAGGCUAUAUUGACUGCCUUAUUAAGCUGAGUGGUAUGCCAGAUUUGACAUUGACAUUCAUCAAUCCAAGGCUUCUAGAUGAUGUCAGUUUUCAUCCUUGCGUGCGCUUCAAGCGAUGGGAGUCAGAAAAGAUCCUGUCCUUUGUGCCUCCAGAUGGUCACUUCCGUCUCAUGUCUUACCAUAUCGGCAGCAACAACAUGGUAGCCAUUCCAUUGUACUUGAGGCACAACAUCAGCUUCCGAGAAGGCAGCAGCGGUCGUUUUGAUGUGACAGUUUGCCCCAAACAGACUAUGGGCAAGACAGUGGAAAAUGUUGUUCUAGAAGUGCCCUUUCCUAAGACUGUCCUAAAUGCUAACUUGACCCCCAGCCAGGGGAAGUACUCCUUUGACCCUGUUUCAAAGUUGAUGACUUGGGAUAUUGGGAAAAUUGACACCUCCAAACUGCCUAACAUCAAGGGAACUAUAAGCUUGCAGACAGGCGCGGCAGUACCGGAAUCUAACCCAACGAUAACUGUGAUGUUUACAAUAAACCAGAUGGCUGUGUCUGGGCUGAAAGUAAACCGCCUUGACAUGUAUGGCGAGAAGUACAAGCCUUUCAAAGGGGUGAAGUACGUUACCCGUGCUGGCAAGUUUCAGGUGCGGACCUAAUAGUGAUGUCUACAUCCUGAGCAGGAAAAAAUAGUGAUUUAAAUUUGUGGCAAACAUAAAUUGGUGAGAACAAUUAUCUUUGGAAAGGACAUGUAUGGAAUGUCUUCUUUGGGAAAAAAGUAAAAAGGUUUGCACAUUGUUGUGCAUCAGCUGGUGGUAAAUUAUGACUCACAGAGUUCAUGAUUCUGUCAGAAGCAGUAUACCUCUUCUGAACUGAACUGUGCUGAAGCUUCAAGUCAUGCAGCCAAAUUAUAGCAUGGAUUGAAGCAGUUUAAAUUAAGAAAUUUUGAUUAUAGCUUCAGUAUUGAAUGUGGAUAUUAAGUGUUAAGCUGUGAUGUAAAGUGCUUGCUGUCAAUGGAAAGGAGGCCAUCAAGAAUAAGAAAGACGGUGGGGGGAGAGAUGGAAGAAAGGAAGGAACGAAAUGUUCAUGUUUUGUUCAUUGUUUGUUGAGUUAUGAAAAAGCCUGUGUUAGCCAAUUACAAAGAUUCAGUGGUCUGAGAUUCAUUACAUCGUAGCAUCUGAACACAUUCACUGCUAACACUAAAGGCACAUUAAAAGUGACAGCAGUUUGGAACGUGCAUGUCAUGAUUACAUAAUUACAAUAUAUCAAUGGAAGGGGCAACCUGUACAGUGCCAGAAUCAUUAAUUUAUGCCAAUAUCGCCCUCUGUUCAUUUUCCUCAUUUGUAGUGGAUUCUAUGAAAAUGAUGAAAAGUCUUUCAGUAAGUUAUUCCUCCUCUUUUUUCCAAAUCUUGUGUAGGGAUUUAAGGGGGUUUUAGAGUCUUCCCAUUCUUUUUUUAAAUUUUUUUAAUAUUGUCAAGCUGUACACUUUCAAGUAUCCAGGAAGCUCAGUGAUAUUCACUGCAUGUGUUUUGUGAGGACUAGGCUACUUUUGUGUGCUGCACCAUGACCAGCCUGAGCUGAGGGCAAAAGUUUUAUUCAAAUGACUUUAGCUUUCUGUAAGAUGCCGAGUCCCACAAUUUGAGCAGGUAACUGCCUUCUGUUUAUCCGGUGCAUGCAUAUAUUCUUAGCAAAAUGUUUGCAGUGAAGAAGGUUGUUUGAUUUUAGAACAUUGGCUGCACCUAAUUAUCUGUCAUCUGUUUUGCUGAUACAAAGUUAUCUGUCCAGCAUAGUGAUAUCACAAGUAUGAUCUCAGUAGAUAUGUUUGAAAUUUACCAUUUGUACUGGUCUCUAAGAGAGGCGUUAGAGGAAGAAAGCUUUGAUGUGUAAGUUAGUGUUAAACCAGUCUAUUUUUUGUCCACAAGAGUAAAAAUGCAAAACUGCAGCUGAAUCACUUGAAGUCUUUCUGAACUGUCUGUUAAAAGGAGCUGUAAUUUAGUUACUAUAAGUUUCUUAAAGAAUAUUAAAAGUCCUAUUUGUUUGUAAGGUACUGUCAUUGUUUAUUUUAUAUGCUUUCAUAAAAUUUUGUUCAGUAAUUCUUUGAAGUUUUGCAAUGCUCAAAUUUUGAUGACAUGAAUAACAAUAUACUCUUGAAGCAUGAAAUCUAUAUUGUUGAGUUGAUUUUUGUCUUUUCUAAAACAUGGCAUUGUACUGAAACAUAUUCAUUGAUGUUAUGGAAGCAACAGAAACUUUGGGUGCCUACCUGAUAUAAACUACCUUGUAAAUGGUGAUGAAGAUGAUUUUAACCUUGAUCAUGCAACAUGAAAAUAUCUGGUUUACCAAUGUAGUGAUUAUUUCUUUUCUUUUUGUUUUGUUCCGAGUAUCAAUUGAAAGUCUGUAAUUAAAAAAAAAACAACUACUC